Messenger RNA from Mustela lutreola (European mink), 3876 nucleotides. RefSeq lists its product as uncharacterized. The record is from RefSeq and is a predicted model, not a curated record. NCBI's taxonomy places the organism in Eukaryota, Metazoa, Chordata, Mammalia, Carnivora, Mustelidae. The transcript is spliced from 6 exons. The coding region runs from base 1 to 831 and encodes 276 amino acids.
AUGGAGCAAACAAGACCGCACGAGAAGCCCAUACACGGCCUGCUGACUCCUUUCGUGGAAGCCCUGCUGAGAGCGCAACAGACCAAGCUCUGCUCCCCAGAGGCCAUCUCAGCCUGCUUCCCGCCCUCGCGGAGCCCCUCACCUCUCAGGGCUCUGCCUCCCCCGGGUGCUCGCAGGGGACGGCUCAGAGACCCCGGCGCAGAGAGACCGGGAAACGAGGCGCGAGACGCCGAGCCCUCCCCUCGCCCUUCGGAGUGUCCUCACAGGCCGCCGGCGACUAUUGGCUUGAGGCGCCGUCAGUUGGGGAGACGACCUGGACACGAAGCCUUCUGGGAGGCCGGACGCCCCCGCAGCCGUGACGUCACAACCGGUGCCUCGUUUCCAGUGCGGAAGCCUGGUCUCCCCGCUCGGAGCGGGUGGGCUGUGCUUGAGAAGGCGACGCUCGAGGACGACAAGCAGAGCUCUCAGCACAAGAGGGAGGACGGGCUGGCGGCAGCCGCUGUUUCCGUGGCUCUAUCUGGAAGACAGAAAGCAGAAGGAAGUGGGCUGCCUCUCGGACCGGAAGAUCUGAGAGAGGCUGCGGCUGUCUCCGCCGCCGCAUCGUGGGUCUGUCGAAGGACCGCUGAGGCGAUUUGGAGGCUUUUACAGCUGGGAGGGCUCAAGGUCAGCCACAUGGUCCUCCAGCGCCCCAGCUAUCACCUUCGCAUUCUGCCCUGCAGAGCUACAGAGCGGCCAGCGCCCGGCGUGGAGGAGGAGUGGUGGUCGCCUCUGGUAUCCUGGGCACUACGCCGAGAAGUGCAGUCGAUGCGGCCACCAGCUGCCUGGGGUUGACAGGGCGCGGGUGCCCACAACCCUUCACCCUUUAAGAGCCGCUAGACCUCGUUCAGUCGUGUUUCCGGCAAGUAUCGAGUGCCUGCUGUGCACCUGUUGCUGUGCACCUGUUGUGCGGGGGCGAAGACAGGCAGGUCAGGCGGCACCCCUGCCCCAGAGCGCGUGUCUCCUGGCUUGCGGGGGUGCAGGGGUGAGGUGGUCUCCUCUUGCGGCGAGAGCAGUGAAAGGAAUCCGUUCGGCCCAACGCCAGCACUGUCGUCUUGUCGGUUUUCAACCACCAGGAACCCUAGGGUACUGAUUCUUAAAUUUCUCUCUAUCGCGAUUGAUUUUUGAAAAAUCCAGGGAAAUGUUGUGGGCAGUGGAGAUAAUGGUUUUGUUCAGAAAAAGAGCAUAUGGACCCGCAGUUUCGUGUGUCAUUUCAGGGGAUUUAUGACUUCUGAAGUCCGCCUGGUGGAACGGGGCACGGAGUUCUAGGCCUGGACCCUCCCGUCAGUUAAAGCCGCCGAACCACAGCAUUCUACACAAAGGUAACAGUGAAUGGAUCUGGAGUUCCCAGGUUUUUUGUGCUUUGAAGAAGCUUCUCUCUCUUAACCUACAGUGCAAUAUUGGAUUCUGGAGUAGAAUGGAGUGACUCAUCACUUACACACAACACCCAGGGCUCAUCACAAGUGCCCUCUUUAAUGUCCCAUUACCCAUUUGUCCCUCCCCCACCUCCCUCCAUCAACCCUCAAGUUUAUUCUCUAUCGUUAGGAAUCACUUAUGGCUUGUUUCCCUCUCCCCUUCUUUCCCUUUCCCAUAUGCUCAUCUGUUUUCCUACUUGAAUUGCACAUAUGGGUGAGAUCAUAUGGUAUUUGUCUUUCUCUGACUUACUUCAUUUAGCACUGUAGCUCCAUCUGUCAUUGCAAAUGGCAAGAUUCCAUUAUUUUUGAUGGCUGAGUAAUAUUCCUGUGUGUGGGCACGCGCGCACACGCACAUGCGCCUAUGUUUGUAUCACAUCUUUAUCCGUUCAUCAGUCGAUGCACACUUGGGCUCACUCCAUAGUUCAGUUAUUGCUGAUAAUGCUGCUGUAAACAUCAGGGGGCAGGUGCCUCUUCGAAUUUGUGUUUUGGUACCUUUGGGUCAAAUACUUACUAGUGCAGUUGCUGGACUAGGGUGGUUCCAUUUUCAACUUUCUGAGGAGUCUCCAAACUCUUCUCCAGAGUGGCUGCACCUGUUUCCAUUCCCACCAACAGUGCAGGAAGAGUUGCCCUUUGUCCACACCUUGUUUCUUGUGUUGUUGAUUUGAGCCAUUCUCACAUGUGUGAGGUGCAUCUCAUUGUGGUUUUAAUUUGUAUUUCCCCGAUGCUGAGUGAUGUUGAGCAUCUUUUCAUGUAUCUGUAAGCCAUCUGAUGUCUUUUUCGGAAAAGUGUCCAUAUUUUUCUGCCCAUUUCUUAACUAGGUUAUUUGUUUUCUGGGGGUUGAGCUUGGUAAGUCUUUAUAGAUUUUGGAUACUAACCCUUUAUCAGAUAUGUCAUUUGCAGAUAUCUUUUCCAAUUCUGUAGGCAGCUUUUUAGUUUUGCUGAUUGUUUCCUUUACUGCACGGGAGAUUUUUAUCUUGAUGAGGUUGUCCCAAUAGUUCGUUUUUGAGUAUGUUCCCUCGCCUCUGGCGACAUGUCUAACAAGAAGUUGCUGCAGUUGAAGAGGUUUCUCCCUGUGUUCUCCUCUAGGAUUUUGUUUUUAAGUAUUUUAUUUGUGUGUGAGAAGGAAAGCACACAAGCAGGGGGAGCGGCAGCCAGAAGGAGAAGCAGGCUCCCCACUGAGCAAAGAGCUUGAUGCAGAACUUGAACCCAGGAUGGUGGGAUCAUGACCUGAGCCGAAGGCAGAUGCUUAAUGGGCUGAGCCAACCAGGCAUCCCUCCUCUAGGAUUUUCAUGGUUUCAUGUCUCACAUUUAGGUCUUUCAUCCAUUUUGAAUUUUUGUGUAUGCUACAAGACAUCCAUUCUCAUUCUUCUGCCUGUUGCUGUCCAGUUUUCCCAACACAAUUUGUGGAAGAGACUGUUUUUUCCAUUGGACAUUCUUUUCUGCUUUGUCAAAGAUUAGUUGACCAAAUAGCUGUGGGUACAUUUCUGGGUCUCUCCUGAUCUUAAAACCCGAGAGAAUAAAUGAAAAUUGAAAAUGUCUCCCUGUUCAAAGGGGAAACAAAGUGAGGGGGAGGAAAAGCUGUAUUAAACCAGUAACAGGAUGCUAGAAACCCCUAAGUAAAUCUCAAAGCUUUGACUUUUUGUUUCUUUCUUAUAUCCAGUGAACAUUCACCUUAUCUUGAAGCCAAACCCUUGUUUCAUUUGGAAAUUCCGUCCUUUUCCCCACGGCUCUUCUCUGUGCUCCGCUGGGAAGCUCAGGUCACACUUUGGUACCGGAUAUCCUGGCCACAAGAAAGACAGGAAACAUAAAGAGUUUGGGUCACCACUGACUAUUCCUGGAUUCAAGUUGAUUUCCGGGGCAGAUGGCCUCUUUAUAUCUAUUUCCUCACUUAGGAUGAUUUCACCUAGUUCCUGUCAGGCAGUAUCUCAGUGUUAAAAUAAAACCAAAAUGAGGGGAAGCCUUUUGUGCUCAUUCAAGGCUACUGUCCUCCAUCUAUUCUGUGGACGAGGAGUGAAUUAAUUCUAUGUUAAAAACCAAUGCACUGGGGCACCUGGGUGGCUCAGCGGGUUAAAGCCUCUGCCUUCGGCCCAGGUCAUGAUCCCAGGACCCUGGGAUCGAGCCUCGCAUCGGGCUCUCUGCUCAGUGCAGAGCCUGCUUCUCUCUCUCUCUCUCUGCCUGCCUCUCUGCUACUUGUGUUCUCUGUCAAAUAAAUAAAUAAAAUCUUAAAAAAAAAAAAAACCAAUGCACUAAAUUAGUUUUUAUAUUAUCUUUUGAAUAUUUUAUUAAGGGAAUUUUCUAAGUCAGGACUAAAAUGCCAAAAGAAGAGAGAGUGUGUGAGAGGUGUAAAAGUGGUAUUUUGGGAACUGUGAAACCGGAUUAUUUUCAGUUAAGAGAUUUUCAAAUAAAAAUGGAUAUGUGAACUUGG